AUGAACAACAUCAGAAGGCCUUUUAUCAGUGAUUGGCAUACAUUAUCAGUCAAUGAUGCAAGUCCACAAGCCGUUCCUCAUACUCUGAAUGAACUACCAGCAAAAGUAGACGUCCAAGUCAAAAUUAUCCAAAGCGGAAAGGAAUACAUAUUUCCAGGACUUGGAUCGGUUCCAAAAGAUGACGAUAUAUCUAAUGAGUAUGGCGGAGUGGUGUAUGCUUACAACUCCUCUCACGUCCUGUUAUUUAUUCCUGUCAUUAAAUCUAGUGGGGGUGGAGGCACUGGGCGAGUACUAACUACAGGUGGAUCUUCAUACUCCGGACCCUUUAUAGGAUCUUCAACAGCAUGUCAAGUUCGUAUAAGAGCCUGGAAACUGUCUGAUUGGCCAAAACCUGAUUUCAGUAUUACGUCUGGAUUGACAAUUUCAACGGCAAGUCCAUACAAAAAGAUUGUUAUUUAUUUUGUUGUUUUUUUCUGUUCAACAUGUACAACACCAAUUACGGUUGACCACUCAGCUAAGAUCAGUGUAUGCGGAACAGUAUUUGGAAUAGACGACACAGCAAUCACAUUGUGGGGAGCAAGCAAAUACUUUGACUACGUGACGUGUUAUAGAGACGGAUGGGGGACCUUUACUGAUAUCAUUCCCUCCACUGUUGACGUCAUCAUCCGAGCCUGGACACUUUCGUCUUCAGAUAUAGUCGACAUAAACACAUUUGUUUACGCCAAAGGUGACGUCAUAUCCGCAGCAGGAGCAAUAUCUAUGACGAACGCAAUUGACCUAGACUUGAACAUAGUCAAUGUUGAGAUCAGAGACACAACAGUUAGCAAAGGGAAAGUUUUUUACGGAGCCGGAUCUGCCAAUAUGGGAAACUCAGGGGAGUCCUAUGGGGGCGUGGUUUUUGGUUACACACAAUCAGAUGUUCUUUUAUGGACACCCAGCACUAGUGUGACUGGGGGAAAUCUUAUCUACAUUGGUGGCUUGUGGGGAGAUGGUACAGAGAAUUUGCAGAGCAACAAUGUUCAGAUAACAGUGAAAGUUAUUAAGGCUGGAUUUACAGAAUGCCCAUUGCCUCAAAAUAUUCCAAAUACAAUUAAAGUUUAUAAUGGAGUGAUAGCCGGAAGUAAGACGUUAUAUGCUUGUACACCA
Saccostrea cuccullata (small rock oyster) is the source of this 1146-nucleotide messenger RNA. RefSeq lists its product as uncharacterized. NCBI's taxonomy places the organism in Eukaryota, Metazoa, Mollusca, Bivalvia, Ostreida, Ostreidae. The record is from RefSeq and is a predicted model, not a curated record. The transcript has 7 exons. The annotation marks the transcript as partial.